Messenger RNA from Pyricularia grisea, 2004 nucleotides. RefSeq lists its product as uncharacterized. NCBI's taxonomy places the organism in Eukaryota, Fungi, Ascomycota, Sordariomycetes, Magnaporthales, Pyriculariaceae. Bases 247 to 1809 code for a protein of 520 amino acids. Gene Ontology annotation, molecular function: oxidoreductase activity, acting on paired donors, with incorporation or reduction of molecular oxygen; monooxygenase activity; iron ion binding. The transcript is spliced from 3 exons. The record is from RefSeq and is a predicted model, not a curated record.
UGAUGAAAGCUGUAAAGCCAUCUCGCUUUGCUGUUUUUGGAUCUGUGUUUUUUUUUUCUUCUUCUUCUUGUUCCUUUUCUUCUUGUGUUUUGCUUUCCCCUUUCCCCUUGCAUAUCCUGGAAAUUGAUUUGUCCCGGAACCAAAGCUGUUAAUUACGUUUUUUUUUAAUUAACUGCAAACAGGCCUGUUAUGCCCAGACAGUCAGCUUGAGCUUUACCACGCACAGACCGAACCCCAGCCCCAGGCAUGGAUUCCUCCAUGGAUAUGGGAGGCGGCCCCGGUGGAGUGGCUGUCCUCACCUUCAAAAGCAUCGCAUGGUUGGUAGGGCUGUGGAUGGCGUACAAGGUGGGAGUUGCGCUGUACAACAUCUCUCCUUUUCACCCGCUCGCCGCAUUCCCCGGCCCUAAGAUAGCUGCCGCCAGCUAUCUGUACGAGGGAUAUUGGGAUUUCUGGCGGGUUGGAAGGUACACAAAGGUCAUUGAGCAGAUGCACAAGAAAUAUGGCCCCAUCGUACGCAUCAACCCUGACGAGCUUCACUGCUCCGAUCCUCUAUUCGUCCACGAGAUCUACGCCGGUCCCGGCCGCGUCCGCGACCGCUGGCAGCAUGCCAUCAACACGGGCGGCAGCGGACCCAUCGCGGUGACGGGCUUCUCCACCAUAUCGCACGAGCUGCACCGGCAGCGACGCGCACCCCUGAACCGCUUCUUCUCGCGGCAACAGAUGCUCAAGCUUGAAGGGGAGGUGCUCGACUACGCGCAGCGCACCGUGGCCAAGAUUCUGCGGACCGAGGCCGGCAAGGGUGCGUUCGAGAUCAAGGAGGCCUUCAACUGCUUCACCGCCGACGUCAUUGGGCAGUACGCGUUCGGCCAGACCAUGGGCUUCGUCGACCAGGAGGGCUGGGAGCCCAGCUUCGCCACCAUGGUCGGCAGCUUCCUGAGGAGCGCGUACGUGAUGCGCCACGUCGCCAUCGCGCGCUGGGCCAGCGGGUUCUUGCCUUUUAUGGCCGACUACCUCGGCGAGGAUAUUCGAUACGUCAUGAACAUGCUGGCCGUCACCAUCCCGGGCUACAUCAAGGCCUCGCUGGACGACCCUCAGAACGGCCGUGUGUUUGCCGAUCUGAUGCAGGACGAGAAGAUGCCCGAGGAGGAAAAGUCCAUGUAUCGGCUGUCGGGUGAAGGUUUCAACUUUUUGCUGGCUGGUACCGAGACAACUGCUGCAACCCUCACCUCUCUAACGUUCCACCUCCUGGACCAACCCAAGCUCUACGCACGCCUUAUGAAGGAACUCGAAGGCGUCGACCCGGACAAGCCCAAGUGGACCGACGUGGAGCAGCGCCCUUACGUCUGGGCGCUGGUGCACGAGUCGCUGCGCACCAUGCCGGGAGUCUCACACCGCUCGGCCCGCAUCGCCCGGGAGGAGGACCUGGUUUACAAGUCGCAGGACGGCAAGUGGAGCUAUGUGGUCCCGCGGGGCACCCCGAUCGGCCAGAGCUCCAUGAUCAGCCACUGGGACGAGAAAAUGUUCCCCGACCCCGAUAGGUUCGACCCGGAGCGCUGGCUGCUCGAGGAUGGGACCCCCAACAUCGCGCUGGCAAAGUACCUCAUCGCUUUUGGAAAGGGCAGCCGCUCGUGCCUGGGUGAAAACCUGGCCUACUGCGAGGUUUACAUCAUGCUGGCCCUGGUCGCGUACAAGAUCCUCCCGCGGGCCAAGCUUGUCGAUACGACGAUUGAGGACCUGACGUACGACCACGAUUUGAUUGUCCUCCAGACCAAGAAGGGCUCAAUUUCGGUCAAGGUUGCGAUUGAAUGAGGCUGAAAAAGGACAAGAAUCUAUUUUUGUCUUGUGGUGGCGCUAGGAAGCGAAAGAAGCAACGUUGGUUUUGAGUAGAUCCGGGGUAGAUGCUACUUUUAGGCCAGUAUCUAGUGGAUUAACUAACCAUCUUAAUAGUACAUAAGGGUUUAUGUUUGUUAGAACUAAUUUGGCGCUGAAUCAAAUAUUUCCGGG